Molecule: messenger RNA, 735 nt
Organism: Macroventuria anomochaeta
Lineage: Eukaryota; Fungi; Ascomycota; Dothideomycetes; Pleosporales; Didymellaceae
Exons: 2
Coding region: 226-510 (94 amino acids)
Source: RefSeq, a predicted model, not a curated record
GCACUUGUAUCUGACACCAGAACAUGAAUGUUGUAGAAGUCCUACCAUGAUAGUCGCGGAUAUCAAACCGAGCACAGGCCACCGAAUUAGUUGAGCUUCAUCAUCAUCCAAGAAACUUUCCGCCAUCACUACGCAUCCACAUACGCCGCUUCCCACGUGCCUCAACGCCCAAUCACUCGCCUUUUUAUACCCGUCCAAUUCAACCCGGUCUCAUACAUAAUCAAAAUGGACGGACUCGGCGGCGGCCUCGCGAAUGUAGACGUCACCAGGCUCAGCGACGCCGACAAGCAGCAACUGCAACAGUUUGCCAUCAACGAGGGACAAAAGGCGCGCAUUCAGUCUUCGAUCCACAGCUUGACAGACACAUGUUUCCGCAAGUGCAUCCCUGCCGGCACGAUCAAGAACGGCAAGCUGGACAAGUACGAGGAGCCAUGCAUGAGGCAGUGCGUCGAUCGUUUCUUAGAUGCGAACAUUGUUGUUCUGAGGGAGUUGGAGAGGCUGAGGCAGUAGAGCUUUGAGUUGGAGAAUGACGGCGGGAGAGGCAUGGCGCAAUGCUGUGCGCUACAAGAAAUGAGGAGAGUGUAUGAUAAGGGUGCCAAGAGAUGGACUGUACUAUAUGGGACGACAAUGAGGGAUGCAUCAGAAUUAGAGCAUCUGCAUGACGUGUGCAAAUGAAAAAGAGUACGGUUAUCAUUCUUCUGCAAUGAGAGGUUUCUAUUCGAUAUUAUUGGAUGC